This is a messenger RNA of Suillus bovinus, 460 nucleotides long. RefSeq lists its product as uncharacterized. The record is from RefSeq and is a predicted model, not a curated record. Bases 227 to 457 code for a protein of 76 amino acids. Lineage: Eukaryota; Fungi; Basidiomycota; Agaricomycetes; Boletales; Suillaceae. The transcript has a single exon.
UUGGCCAGGCUUAGAUCAGAUCAGGAACAACCCUUCUUCUGCUUGCUCACUAACUUUGUCACCAUGUCCCUCAACAGUGAUCAGGAAACCAUUUACGCUCGUGUUACUGAAGCUCCUUUGAAGGAAUUGGUACGUUCAUACAGUGUGCCUAUAUAUUCUCGUUGACAUGUGAUAUGUACAGCAAAACCCGAAAAAUCAAGGUGAUGUAUCUGACAGCGAAAGCCAAAUGCUUAAGGAGAGGCUAAAAGUAGCUGAGAAGAUGUUGGGACUCAGGGAGGAUCAGGUGAUAGCACGAGAGGAGGGUCUGACAACGAUAGAAGAGGGUCUGAGGCUGCGUAAAGAGGAUUUAAAGUUCCGAGAAGAAGAUCUGAACAUUCGAGAGGGAGAAUUGAAGGUGCGAGAAGAUCGUUUACUUGUGCAAGAGAAGAAACUUGAAGAAAGGAGUCGUAACGCAUGAAAG